GUGGUUGGGGGCGUGGCAGAAGCGGUGGUCAGGGGCGUGGCAGUUACUUGGGCGGGGCCGGUAGCGGCGGGAGCUGCACUGGCCAGGGGUUCCGGCUGUAUAUCCAUGAGCGCCGCCGGCAGCCGGGAAGCUGCAGGAACCAGACUGGGGGCGAGCUGAGCACCUGUAGUCAAUCACACGCAGCUUUUAGGUUAGUUUGAAUAAGAGAUCUGACCUGAUCAGCCCAACUGUACAACUCUUCAAGGAAAAUUCAUAUUUGCAGUGAGAAGAAUAAGUAACAUUGAUCAAGAUGAAUGCCAUGCUGGAGACCCCCGAGCUCCCAGCCGUGUUUGAUGGAGUGAAGCUGGCUGCAGUGGCUGCUGUGCUGUACGUGAUCGUCCGGUGUUUGAACCUGAAGAGCCCCACAGCACCACCUGACCUCUACUUCCAGGACUCGGGCCUCUCACGGUUUCUGCUCAAGUCCUGUCCUCUUCUGACCAAAGAAUACAUUCCACCAUUGAUCUGGGGGAAAAGUGGACACAUCCAGACAGCCUUGUAUGGGAAGAUGGGAAGGGUGAGGUCGCCACAUCCUUACGGGCACCGAAAGUUCAUCACUAUGUCUGAUGGAGCCACUUCUACAUUCGACCUCUUCGAGCCCUUGGCUGAGCACUGUGUUGGAGAUGAUAUCACCAUGGUCAUCUGUCCUGGAAUUGCCAAUCACAGCGAGAAGCAGUACAUCCGCACUUUCGUUGACUACGCCCAGAAAAAUGGCUAUCGGUGUGCCGUGCUGAACCACCUGGGUGCCCUGCCCAACAUUGAACUGACCUCGCCACGCAUGUUCACCUAUGGCUGCACGUGGGAAUUUGGAGCCAUGGUGAACUACAUCAAGAAGACAUAUCCCCUCACCCAGCUGGUUGUCGUGGGCUUCAGCCUGGGUGGUAACAUCGUGUGCAAAUACUUGGGGGAGACUCAGGCAAACCAAGAGAAGGUCCUGUGCUGCGUCAGUGUGUGCCAGGGGUACAGUGCACUGAGGGCCCAGGAAACCUUCAUGCAAUGGGAUCAGUGCCGGCGGUUCUACAACUUCCUCAUGGCCGACAACAUGAAGAAGAUCAUCCUCUCGCACAGGCAAGCUCUUUUUGGAGACCACGUUAAGAAACCCCAGAGCCUGGAGGACACGGACUUGAGCCGGCUCUACACAGCAACAUCCCUGAUGCAGAUUGAUGACAAUGUGAUGAGGAAGUUUCAUGGCUAUAACUCCCUGAAGGAAUACUAUGAGGAAGAAAGUUGCAUGCGGUAUCUGCACAGGAUUUAUGUUCCUCUCAUGCUAGUUAAUGCAGCUGACGAUCCGUUGGUGCAUGAAAGUCUUCUAACUAUUCCAAAAUCUCUUUCAGAGAAACGAGAGAACGUCAUGUUUGUGCUGCCUCUGCAUGGGGGCCACUUGGGCUUCUUUGAAGGCUCUGUGCUGUUCCCCGAGCCCCUGACAUGGAUGGAUAAGCUGGUGGUGGAGUACGCCAACGCCAUUUGCCAAUGGGAGCGUAACAAGUCACAGUGCUCUGACACAGAGCAGGUGGAGGCUGACCUGGAGUGAGGCCUCCGGACUCUGGCAUGCUCCAGCAGCCCUCCUCUGGAAGCUGCGUCCCCUCUCCCCCUGUUUCAGGUCUCCCAUCUCCCUCAGUGACCUGGAUCUGACCUCACACCAUCAGCAGGGGGCACCCACCAUGCACACCUGUCUCGGAGUAGGCAGCUCUUCCUGGGAGCUCCAGGCUAUUUUUGUGCUUAGUUACUGGUUUUCUCCAUUGCAUUAUAAGUCAUGGUGACAAGUGACAGAGUUCUUGCCCUCUGUCCAGUUUCAGCAUCUGGUUGCUUUUAAGCCAAGUACAUCUAGUUUGCCUAUUAAAAAUGUGUCUGAAUAGCAAUUUUGCUUUGCCACCAAAAGGCUUUUCCCUGAGAACAGUGAAGGGUGUGUGUCAUUUUGUGGUGGUUUGUAUGUGUCCUUACGUAGACCUUAAAAAGAGCUCACCCUUCCAAGCCAAUGCUGAAGACACAGCUCAGCUUGGAAGCCUGAGAAGCCAGGCUUCCCAGGCCAGAGUGUGGCUUCUUAUAUGGCAAAGGAAAUUCCUUUGAGUCACAAGCCAAGUUUUCACCCUAUCUUCUAAGAUCAUUUCCCUACACUUUGCUGCUGCUGAGAGUUACGUGGGGCACUUGUUAAAAAUUCAGCCUCCCAGGUCCCUCCCCUCGGAGAGGCUGAUUCACUGGGUCUGGGAAGGAGCCUGGGGAUUUUAAUUUUUGACAAGUGCCCCAGAUGAUUCUCAUCACCAAGCAAAUUUUGGAAAUGCUGUUCAACAGCGCCCUUAAAUUGGAAACAUCUUCAUAGCUCAUUUUAUUGAAAUUCAUAAUCAAUCAGGGGUGUCCCUUAGCUCCCAUGCUCUCCAGAGCAGCAAGGCCAGCUGUGGAGCUGCCUUCGUGUGACCACAGUGUGAUGUCUCAGAAGGGCUCUGGGUGGGCUGAGCAUCUGGGCUGUGCCCUGGCUCAGCUUUUUACCCUCAACAAAGUCCCUGUGGACUUCAGUUUCUUCACCUCUAAAAUGGGGGACUUGGACCAGGUAGAUUGCUGAGCUCACUACCAGGUUCAGAGUUCAAUGACAAACUCAGUUCACUGAGGUUUGAGAGAACAUCCCUCCAGGGGAGCCUGGGAGCUGCUCUCCCAGUCUAAGCAUGUAGAUAUCAUCAUUUGCCUUUUGUGUGUCUGUGUGUCCCUUACUUGAUAAAAAGAUGUUUUGGUGUUUUGUUUUUUUUUAAGCACUCACUUGUAAUUUUAGUUUUUAAACCCAAGUUCCUCUAACUUUGCUUUUUGAUACCAAACAAUUCAAAAGUUGGACCUGAGUUUGGAGAAAGAUAUUUCCAACCUAAGUGGGUAUUAUUUUGAAACCAGAUUUUUAAUUUAAUAGCCUAUAUUUGUAGUCUGUUGGAUAGGUGUUUCCAAAGUGUGUCUUCUGAAGUGAAAACACAACUCUAGGUUUCAAGUACUCCUUUUCUCCGAUCCUGUGGUACUUGAAUAUCUAAAAACCCUGCACUUUGAAAAAUCAGCAGUUGCUAUCUGGAACUAAACAGAACUAUGACAAUUGCCUGGAUACUUUAAAAA
Molecule: messenger RNA, 3120 nt
Organism: Rhinopithecus roxellana (golden snub-nosed monkey)
Lineage: Eukaryota; Metazoa; Chordata; Mammalia; Primates; Cercopithecidae
Gene: ABHD2
Product: abhydrolase domain containing 2
Exons: 11
Coding region: 290-1567 (425 amino acids)
Biological process (GO): medium-chain fatty acid catabolic process; medium-chain fatty acid biosynthetic process; acylglycerol catabolic process
Cellular component (GO): sperm flagellum; sperm plasma membrane
Molecular function (GO): monoacylglycerol lipase activity; acetylesterase activity
Source: RefSeq, a predicted model, not a curated record